UCCACAGGCGCGCACCGAUUCAACUCGUCGCGGUAACCAACCAGCAAUGGCGUUCAAGGGGAUAACAGUGCCGCCCAAGGACCAGUUCACCGCGGAGCCGACGACCCUGGAGGUGACCGUGCUGUCAGCGGAGGAGGUCGUCCUCAAGGAGCUCCUGCGCCGCCCGCUGGACCGCGGCGCCUACGCCGUGGUGCACAUGGAAAGGCCGGACGGGACGUUGUACACGGACAAGCCAACCCCGCGCACCGGAAUCAACGACGAGGACAGCGACUGCAACGGGUACCCCUACUGGGGCGAGGCGGUGCGGGUCACGCUCCCCGCGGGCGUGCCGGCCAUCCACGUGGUGAUCUGCCGCUGGACGGACUCCGUGGCCGCGGCGCGGGUGCCCGUCGCCGACUUCAGCGUCGGCCCGCCGGGCCACCUGCAUUGCCUCAGCUACCGGCUAUUAGACACCGAGUCGGUGACGAAGAGACGCAACGGCAUCGUCAACAUCACUGUCAAGAGGCUCGACGGCGCGCAGGCCAAAGGGAAAGGCGGGAAAGACGUGGAGGAGGCCGCGAGUGGCACUGGUUAUUCCUGCUGUGGUGGUGUCGCCGAGGAGGGGAAGGUGUCGAUCGCCGCGGCUACGGCGGCGGCACCUGCCGGUGCGGUGAUAGGCUAUCCCGUCGAGUUCUAUGCUGCUGGGCAGGCUAAUGGAAAGGGCUCCGUAUAGAGUGGCAUUACAUUCUUCUUGAUCAUGCCAUAUGUACAAAUCAUGCCGAAAUUGUGCUAC
Messenger RNA from Triticum aestivum (bread wheat), 772 nucleotides. RefSeq names its product BON1-associated protein 2. The transcript has a single exon. The record is from RefSeq and is a predicted model, not a curated record. NCBI's taxonomy places the organism in Eukaryota, Viridiplantae, Streptophyta, Magnoliopsida, Poales, Poaceae. Bases 47 to 712 code for a protein of 221 amino acids.